AUGAUUCAAUGCAGACCAAAACUACUUAGAGUACGUACCGAAGCGACUGUUAUACGACGUUUAGCUGAACAUAUUAUUGUAACAGCAGCUAAAAUUAUUGGUAAUAAUUCAGAUGGAGAUUUUGUUAAUGGUUAUGAAUGGUGUAUUGAACAAGUACGAAAUUCGACUUAUUUAGAAUUAGCUAACGGUCUUGAAAUUCAAAAAGCUAUUGCUUAUUUACGUGAAGAUAAUUUUUCAAAGGCUAUUACGACACUUAAACAAUUCGAAAAAGCUGAAGCAAAAUUAGCUAGUGCAGCUGCAACUAACCUAUCAUUUUUGCACUUUUUGGAAAAAGAUUUAAUUAAUGCACAUAAAUAUGCAGAUUUAGCAUUAAAAUCUGAUAAAUUUAAUCCAGCUUCUUUAACAAACAAAGGUAAUUGUUGUUUUGCUCAAGGUGAUUAUGAUAAAGCACGAUAUUAUUAUGAAGAAGCACUUAAUAUAGAUGCAGGUUGUGUCCAAGCUCUUCAUAAUCUUAUUCUUACUUUAAUGAAUUUAAAUCACUAUCAACGUGUAAAAGAUCUUCUUCAUAAAUAUACAUUAAUUCAACCAGAAAAUACACAAGUGUUUUGUUUAAUGGCUCAAGCAUUACAACAGACAAACGAUUUUGAUCAUGCUAAAAGUUGGUAUUUACAAGCAUUAAGUUCUCAUCGAACAGAUGGACAUUUACAUCGACGAAUCGGUGAAUUAAUUGAUUCUCAAGGUGAUAAAUCAGGUGCAAUACAAUAUUAUUUUGAUGCAUAUCGACAUAGUCCAUGUGAUAUUCAAACAUUAGAAUGGUUAGCAUCUUAUUAUAUUGAAACACAAUAUCCAGAAAAAGCUGUAGAAUUUUGUGCACAAGCAGCUUUAGUCAAACCCAGUGAAAUAAAAUGGCAUUUAAUGGUGGCGUCAUGCCAUCGUCGUUGUGGUGAUUAUGCAGCUGCCAUAGAAAAAUAUAAAUGGAUUCAUCAACAUUUUCCAGAUGAUAUUGAUUGUAUUCAAUUUUUAAUUAAAAUUUCAAUUGAUCUUAGCUUACCUGAACGAGAAAUGUAUGAAAAUGAAUUAAAAAAAGUUAAUAAAAUGAAAGAAAUUCAACUUCAACGUAAAACAAGUGCAGAUAAAAGUCAAAAUAUUGUUAAAGGUCGAAAAAUUUCAUCAGCUGAACGUGAACCUUCUUCUAUCAAUCGUAAUCAAAUUACUGAUGAUCACCGUAAACGUACACCAAUUAAUUUUGAUAAUACUGAAGGCGUUUUUUCUCAGCAAGGACCUAUUACAAUUCAUCCUUAUAUUGAUCAAUUUCCUCAACAAAUGACACACGAACGACCAAAAACUGCUAUUAGCAAAAAAGAAACACAUGCAAUAGUUUUUGAUGACAAUGAUGAUGCAGCUGAACUUUUACCAGAUUAA
Molecule: messenger RNA, 1422 nt
Organism: Rotaria sp. Silwood2
Lineage: Eukaryota; Metazoa; Rotifera; Eurotatoria; Philodinida; Philodinidae
Source: the annotation of a GenBank genome assembly